Molecule: messenger RNA, 813 nt
Organism: Cordyceps militaris CM01
Lineage: Eukaryota; Fungi; Ascomycota; Sordariomycetes; Hypocreales; Cordycipitaceae
Product: acetyltransferase
Exons: 1
Coding region: 1-813 (270 amino acids)
Biological process (GO): UDP-N-acetylglucosamine biosynthetic process
Cellular component (GO): Golgi apparatus; endoplasmic reticulum; endoplasmic reticulum-Golgi intermediate compartment
Molecular function (GO): glucosamine 6-phosphate N-acetyltransferase activity; monosaccharide binding
Source: RefSeq, a predicted model, not a curated record
AUGGGAACGCCAUUCAUCUCGCUCGUCGAGCCUAGCAAGCUCGAGGGCUUCAAGGUGGGUUCUCCGCGCAAAGACCAACCCGCCUCCAUCCCAUCCACCUUUCUCGACGCCAUGGAGGUGCGCGAGGACGUCUUUGUCGAGGAGCAGAGCGUACCCGUCGAGAACGAGUUCGACAUCGACGACUCGCGCUCCUGCCACUGGGUUGCCUACGCCAGCGUCCAUACCACCCAGGAGCCCGAGGUCCGCGACGAGACGGGCGCCGUCGUCCAGCCGCGCAAGAGCUCGACGCGCAGCACCCCCAUUGGCACCGUCCGCCUCGUGCCCUUUCCUCACGACCCUCAUCCAGUCAACGGCGGCCGGUACUGGAACAACAUCCUCGAGGGCGAGGCCGCCGCCGCCACGCCGUCCGGCCAGCCACGCAUCUUCAGAGCCGAUCGUCCCACCACGUACCACGACGGCCGCGAGUCCUACGUCAAGCUCGGCCGCCUCGCCGUCCAAAAAGACUUUCGCGGCAACAAGAUUGCUGGCCUUCUGGUCAGCACCGUCCUGCAGUGGCUCAAGGAGAACCCCGCGUACUUUGACCCCAGCAUCACCGAGCUCGGCCUCGAGCAAAUGGGCGCUAGGCGAGAAACCGAAAUCCCAUCAUGGGCGGGACUGGUCUGCGUCCAUGCACAGAAGCGUGUCCAGCCCUUCUGGGAGCGUUGCGGAUUUAAGCUUGACGAAGGUAUGGGCUCCUGGUGGGAGGAGGGCAUAGUUCACGUUGGAAUGUUCCAGCGUCUGUCCAUCAACGAAAAGAAGCUGCGGAUAUACUGA